Serendipita indica DSM 11827 is the source of this 1275-nucleotide messenger RNA. Lineage: Eukaryota; Fungi; Basidiomycota; Agaricomycetes; Sebacinales; Serendipitaceae. The record is from the annotation of a GenBank genome assembly.
AUGAUUUCAGGGUUCUUCAUCUUCAAUCAAAAGGGCGAGGUCCUCAUCACACGUCUGUACAGGACAGACAUCAAGCGGUCAAUAUCCGAAGUCUUUCGCAUCCAUGUCGUGUCCAGCGCAGAUGUGAGAUCACCCAUCGUUACCUUGGGUUCGACAAGCUUUCUUCACGUCCGACACAACAAUAUCUAUGUCCUCGCAAUCACAAAAAAUAAUGCAAACGCGGCGCUGAUUUUCGAGUUCCUGUACCGCUUCAUCUCGAUAUCACGAUCUUACUUUGGGAAACUGGACGAAGAGUCUGUCAAGAACAACUUUGUGCUUAUUUACGAGCUGAUUGAUGAAAUCCUCGACUUUGGUUACCCUCAAACGAGCGAAAUUGACACGCUCAAGGCCUACAUCACCACGGAGGCUGCUCGCUCAGAGGUCACAGACAUUGGUGAAAGCUCCAAGCUGACCACGCAAAUGACUGGUGCAGUCAGUUGGAGACGAGGGGAUAUCAAGUACAAGAAGAACGAGGCCUUUGUGGAUGUCGUCGAAAAUGUCAACCUGCUGAUGAGUGCUAAGGGUACCGUCCUGCGAGCAGAUGUCGACGGUCAGAUCCUCAUGCGAGCAUACCUGAGUGGGAUGCCAGAAUGCAAGUUUGGGCUCAACGACAAGCUGGUGCUCGACAAAGCCGAGAGGGCAGCAGACAAUGCCGUUCGACUUGAUGAUUGUCAGUUCCAUCAAUGUGUACAGCUGGGCGCAUGGGGUUCCGAUCGAACAAUCAGUUUCAUCCCGCCUGACGGAGAGUUUGAGCUUAUGAAAUAUCGAUCCACUUCUGACGUUCAUUUACCGCUACGAGUCCACCCCACGGUGACAGAAAUUGGAACGACUCAGGUCCAAUACAGCAUCACAGUAAAGGCAGGUUUCAACUCCAAACUCAGUGCUACGAACAUUGUCCUUCGCAUUCCUACCCCGCUGAAUGCGACAAUGGCCAGCUGCAAAACUGCAUCUGGCAAGGCAAAAUAUGUGCCUGCAGAGAAUGUGAUCGUGUGGAAAAUACCGCGGAUACAAGGAGGCUCUGAAGCUACUCUGACGGCUGCUGCAGACUUGGCGGCGACAACGACGAGACAAGCAUGGGCACGACCGCCGAUUGAUGUCGACUUCCAAGUCCUCAUGUUCACUGCGUCGGGCUUGCUCGUACGCUUCCUCAAAGUGUACGAAAAGUCGGGGUACCACAGCGUCAAAUGGGUGCGGUAUCUCACUCGUGCAAGUGGCACUUAUCAGAUUCGGUUCUAA